GCUCAACCCCACCCGAAAUAAUAACGUCCCCGGGUUCGAUUCACUCAGUCUCCUUCCAACUGUUUCCUUCUCUCUCUAGAUUUCUGGGUUCAAGUGCUUACUCUUGAGAGAGAGUAAACGGUGGUCUGUGAGUAAAUGGCGGCAGCGUCAGAUUUACUAGAGGGGACUAUACAGAACGUACUGGAGCAAGAGAGCCUCAAGUGGGUCUUUGUUGGUGGCAAAGGUGGUGUGGGCAAAACGACAUGCAGCUCGAUCCUCUCGAUCCUUCUCUCCCGAGUCAGAUCCUCCGUUUUGAUCAUCUCCACCGACCCCGCUCACAAUCUCAGCGAUGCUUUUCAGCAGAAGUUCACCAAGACUCCAACUUUGGUUAAUGGGUUCACCAAUCUCUAUGCCAUGGAAGUGGAUCCUACCGUUGAGCACGAAGACAUGAGCGGAAGCGAUGGAAUGGAUAAUUUGUUUUCUGAUCUAGCAAAUGCCAUUCCUGGAAUUGAUGAGGCCAUGAGCUUUGCAGAGAUGCUAAAACUGGUCCAAACAAUGGAUUAUUCGGUUAUAGUAUUUGAUACUGCACCAACUGGCCAUACGCUUCGACUGUUGCAGUUUCCAUCAACCAUGGAGAAAGGUUUGGCGAAAGUGAUGUCUUUGAAAAAUAAAUUUGGCGGUUUAAUGACUCAGAUGACAAGCCUCUUUGGUGUUGGUGACGAGUUUGGAGAGGAUGCAAUUCUGGGAAAGCUGGAGGGCAUGAAAGAUGUGAUUGAACAAGUUAAUCAGCAAUUCAAAGAUCCAGACUUGACAACCUUUGUCUGCGUUUGCAUCCCAGAGUUCCUCUCUCUCUAUGAAACAGAGAGACUGGUGCAGGAACUCACCAAAUUCGAGAUAGAUACACACAAUAUCAUCAUUAACCAAGUACUUUACGAUGAAGAAGGCACAGAAUCUACUCUACUCAAAGCAAGAAUGCGAAUGCAACAAAAGUACCUAGAUCAGUUCUACGUGUUGUAUGAUGACUUUAACAUCACCAAGCUGCCAUUGCUGCCGGAAGAGGUUACAGGAGUUGAUGCUCUAAAAGCGUUUUCGUGUCAUUUUCUGACACCAUACCAACCUUCCACCAGCAAAGGCACAGUGGAAGAGUUGGAGCAAAGGGUGCUCACUCUAAGGCAGCAGUUGAAAGACGCCGAAACAGAACUAGAAAGACUGAGGAAAGGAAAACAAAAGGUCUAAUACUCUCAUGUUUACCACCCUCCUAGUUUAGCAUCGGAUGGCAUACUCCCUCCCCAGUUUAGGCUAUGCCGAUGGAUGUUUCCGGGUUGCUUGGUUUAUUUGAUGAGUUCUUAUACGUUGUCCUAGAAUCUAGAUCAUAAGAACUGUCAUGUAUUGGACAUUAAUGUAAUUUACUUCAUUGAAGAUUCCGACGUCGAAGAAUUUAUAGGCGAAAUCAUUUUGUUCUAUCACCUGCCCUUGGCUUUAUGUCAGAUUGUGUUGCAAUUUUGUUGCGGAAAUAAUAGUAAAUGGAUUAUAGGCUUUGUAUACAUUGGAUUCUGGCACCAUUGUGGGAGUAUGAAUUGGCAUUUUACAGGGA
This is a messenger RNA of Pyrus x bretschneideri (Chinese white pear), 1573 nucleotides long. RefSeq names its product ATPase GET3A-like. The transcript has 7 exons. The record is from RefSeq and is a predicted model, not a curated record. Bases 136 to 1215 code for a protein of 359 amino acids. Gene Ontology annotation, cellular component: GET complex. Gene Ontology annotation, biological process: post-translational protein targeting to endoplasmic reticulum membrane. Lineage: Eukaryota; Viridiplantae; Streptophyta; Magnoliopsida; Rosales; Rosaceae. Gene Ontology annotation, molecular function: ATP hydrolysis activity; ATP binding.